AUGUCGUUCAAUACGGCUCACUCGUUCAAAGCCUCGCCGAGCGUGAUCAAGAUCGCGCCAUGGCAAGUAUUCGAUAAGGCUUGGACAUCUGUAAUGGGAUAUCAUGCAAACGAAUUCAGGUUCAAGGAAGGCAUCACGCCCAUGUCAACGCCGACUGAGACAGUUGGCAUGAUCGUUCUCUACCUCGUGGUUAUAUUCGGUGGCCGUGAGUUCAUGCGCAACCGUGAGCCAUUGAAGUUGAAUGGCCUAUUUAAAGCUCAUAAUCUCUUCUUGACAUUGCUCAGUGGUGGUCUCCUUGCUCUGUUUGUCGGGCAACUGGCUCCGGCUAUCUGGAAACGUGGUCUAUACAAUAACAUCUGCGCCGCAGAUGGUUGGACCAAUGAGCUGGUUACUCUCUACUACCUUAACUACAUCACCAAGUAUAUCGAAUUGAUCGACACUGUCUUCUUGAUGGUCAAAAAGAAGCCUCUGACUUUUCUUCACACGUACCAUCACCCGGCAACCGCAUUGCUAUGUUAUACUCAGUUGGUAGGACACACCUCCGUUUCGUGGGUCCCGAUCACGCUGAACUUGACUGUUCAUGUCGUCAUGUACUGGUACUACUUUCAAAGCGCCAGAGGUGUUAGAGUGUGGUGGAAGGAGUGGAUCACCAGGAUGCAAAUUGCUCAAUUCGUCCUCGACCUUGGUUUCGUGUAUUUUGCAUCUUGGGACUAUUUUGCCAGCGCGCACGCUCCGUAUCUACCGCACAUGGGGCGAUGUGCGGGAAAGCCCUUCGCGGCCGUGUGUGGAUGCUUGAUAUUGAGCUCAUACCUCGUUCUCUUCAUUUUGUUCUACAUCUCCACCUACAGAAAAGCUUCUUCGCGAAAGGCCAAUAAGAGAGGGGACAAAGCAUCGGUAUCCUCGAUGAAGCAAAGUGCUGCUAAGGUAGCCGACAGCUGCAGCGGGGUGGAACACAUGAACAGCUCGCUAGUCUCUAGAAAGUGA
Molecule: messenger RNA, 984 nt
Organism: Hypoxylon fragiforme
Lineage: Eukaryota; Fungi; Ascomycota; Sordariomycetes; Xylariales; Hypoxylaceae
Product: GNS1/SUR4 membrane protein
Exons: 3
Coding region: 1-984 (327 amino acids)
Biological process (GO): fatty acid elongation, saturated fatty acid; fatty acid elongation, polyunsaturated fatty acid; very long-chain fatty acid biosynthetic process
Cellular component (GO): endoplasmic reticulum membrane
Molecular function (GO): fatty acid elongase activity
Source: RefSeq, a predicted model, not a curated record